Molecule: messenger RNA, 1897 nt
Organism: Gymnodraco acuticeps
Lineage: Eukaryota; Metazoa; Chordata; Actinopteri; Perciformes; Bathydraconidae
Gene: cldn2
Product: claudin 2
Biological process (GO): bicellular tight junction assembly; cell adhesion
Cellular component (GO): plasma membrane; bicellular tight junction
Molecular function (GO): structural molecule activity
Source: RefSeq, a predicted model, not a curated record
CUUCAGGACGGGAUCAGCAGCGAACUGUGUGUCCAGAACCUCUGACACCGAUAUACACUGACCGAUGAAGGAGGGAACAUCUGGAGGUACUCUGACAUGGUGGUGAAGGUCUGGAUGAGGGACAGAGAUCACACACUUGAGCAGAGACAAUGACAGAGGCAGUCACAUCUAUUAUUGCUGCUUUGAGUGGAAAGUCUUUUACAACAGGCGGCAUAUCAAAACUCAAAGGAUUGUAUUUCUUCAUCAGAAAUUGUUUUCUUGGCUCCCUUUGGUCCAACGCAGCCAGCAGGGUAAGUGCUUAUUAAAAGUACAGCAGCGACACAACAGCUGCGACUAUGUCAAGGUCUGAGGAGGCAGUCAGAGUCUGAGACAGCACGUAGGAAAACACAUAUUUCUUGUUGCUGGAAGAAGCCGGAAAACAGAAGGAAAACAGGAACAUCAGAGGAGGGUCUGAACACCUCUGCUCCAUCCUCUGCUCCAGCUGCAACUUCAGAUCCUGAACUAAACACAGAAUCACACCCUCAACGAGUCUUUCAUCAGCUGCUGCAAUAACAGUCGUUGCCAUGGCGUCGGCGGCUCUGGAGCUGAUGGGUUUCUUCCUGGGUCUGCUGGGUCUUUUGGGCACCACGGUUGCCACGGUGCUCCCGUACUGGCAGAUCUCGGCGCACAUCGGCUCCAACAUCGUGACGGCGGUGGCCAACAUGCGGGGCCUCUGGAUGGAGUGUGUGUUCCAGAGUACGGGGGCCUUCCAGUGCGAGACCUACAACUCCAUGCUGGCGCUGCCCCCCAACCUGCAGGCGUCCCGCGCGCUCAUGGUCAUCUCCGUGGUGCUCUCCAUCCUCGCUAUAGCCAUGGCCGCCCUGGGGAUGCAGUGCACGCUCUGCCUGGAGGGGUCCGGAGCCGUGAAGAGUCGAGUAGCAGGAGCCAGCGGGGGGAUGUUCUUAUCCGCUGGCUUCCUGUCACUCAUCCCGGUCGCGUGGACCACCCAUGAAGUGGUCCAGACCUUCUACCAGCCCAACGUGCCCACCAGCAUGAAGUUCGAGCUGGGGGAGUCUCUGUACGUGGGCCUGGCCUCCUCGCUCAUCUCCAUGCUGGGCGGGGCGAUGCUGUGUGUGUCGUGUUGUGAUGAGAGGGAGGAGGGGGGGGGGGGGAGGAGGCUCGGGGGGGGAGGGUACCCGUAUCCUGGGGUCCCGGGACAGGGGGCACGGAUGACCUCACAGACCUACCACAACCCCAUCCUGCAGGCGGGGGGCGGGAACAGGCUGAGAACCACCAGCCACAGCUCGCAGGCCAGCGCUCAGGCAGGGCAGGGCGGCAAGAAGCCCGCCGCAGGAUAUGACAUCACAGGAUACGUCUGAGGCCACUCCGUCACACCUUUAAAUGUGGCUCCGUGGCAACUUUUAUUAUAUGUAUUUUUGUAUUUCUGCGCAUUUAUGGACAAACUGAACACACAACUUACUCUGUGGGGGGGUCUUUAAUUUGUUUAAGGGGCCCUAUUAUAAUUGUUUGGGUUUUCCCUUUCCUGUAGUGUGUUAUAUAGGUUUUUUGUGCAUGUAAAUGGUCUGAAAAGGCUAAAAUCACUCCCCCCCCCUGCCUGAAAAUGCCUCCAUUGGACUCCUCUGUUUACUUUCGCAACAAAGUGACAUCACUAUGUAACACUCGCGCGCUUCCAUUAGCUAUAGCGUACGUGAUAGGCUAAGGGGCGGGACAUCUCUAAGCGCUUGAUCAAUCAGAACAGAGCCGGCCAGCUAACCAAUCAGAGCAGACUGGGCUCUGGUUUCAGACAGAGGGUGACAAGAGGUGCUGCAGCACAGACAGUAUGAGAACAAUAAAGAGCUUUUUGAACAUUAAAGCAUGGAGACAUGUAGAGACACUACAUACUGAUAUACACCUGAAC